UCUGCCCUGCGAUGGCAACCUGUCCAAGGUGUAUCCUGCCUUCCGCCUGAUGACCACUGGGAUAGGCUCCAGGGAGAAGCCACUUGAAAGAUGGGUGUGUAUUUGAAGGCCACCUACAUAGGGACCUUAUAAUAAGCAUGAAAUAAUUUUUAAAAAUGAAAAACAACUUUCCACAAAAUGACGUACUAAACUAAAGCGACAUGCUCUGAAAGUCUUUCAAUGGAGAAAUAGUUACUUGGAUAAAAGUCCUCUAUUUAUAUCUCCGCCUGUGUAGAAAAGUAUACAAUGACGGCUUCUUACUGCGGUUAUGUUAAUUACUGUGAUAAACAGUCCCGACUAAGGAGACGUGUGUGGACAUGAAAAACGUAGUUAGCUGGUCUCCUUAAUGGAAAUUUUCUACUUUGCCUCGAGCAGAAAACGUCCUGCCCGGCUGUUUUAGAACAGCUUCACAUAGCAUCUUAUGUCAUCUUGGCAAUAUUGGUGGCUUGUCAUAAAUACUCAGUUAUUGCUUUAAUUUAGCAGAAUUUAAGAGCUUAUUGUUGGGAUAUGAGGUCAUUGUGAGGACAGCCUUCAAAUAAAGAGAGUAUUUUAUACUUUACUGCAUGUUUGCAGCGAAUUAAACAUAACCUCAGAGACACGUCCGCACAUUUUACAGCACCGUUACUUGCUGAAUUGAAGGUAUUAGGCCAAAUAAAACAUAAGAAGUAUCAAACAUUAUGGCACAUUUUAUAUAUCAUGUUUUCCCAAUGUAUUAAAUUCAGAAAAUAAACAGAAAGUGUGCAGCAAAAUGUGCAGAAAACUUCCAUAUUUAAGGGUGUUCUCUGUAGAGAGUCUGUUAACAAAACAACGGGAAUUUAAAAUGUAAAUGUAAAUGUAAAAAAAACGGGAAUUUCACCCGGGUGUUCAAACAUCUGUACACAACUGUAAGUAAAAAAGUAAAUAAAUAAAGAAAACGGUCUCAGUUGAUCGCAGUGCGACAGAUUAGUCAAUAAAUAAAUAAACAAAUAAAUAAAUAAAUAAAUGUCUCAAUUGAUCGCAGUGCGACAGAUUAGUCAAUAAAUAAAUAAAUAAAUAAAUAAAUAAAUGUCUCAGUUGAUCGCAGUGCGACAGAUUAGUCAAUAAAUAAAUAAAUAAAUAAAUGUCUCAGUUGAUCGCAGUGUGACAGAUUAGUCAAUAAAUAAAUAAAUAAACAAAUAAAUAAAUAAAUGUCUCAGUUGAUCGCAGUGUGACAGAUUAGUAAAUAAACAAAUAAAUAAAUGAAGAACUGUCUCGGUUGAUCGCAGUGUGAUAGAUGAGUAAAUAAAUAAAUAAACAAACAAAUAAAUAAAUAAAGAACUGUCUCAGUUGAUCGCAGUGCCACAGAUUAGUAAAUAAACAAAUAAAUAAAUAAAGAACUGUCUCAGUUGAUCGCAGUGCCACAGAUUAGUAAAUAAACAAAUAAAUAAAUGAAGAACUGUCUCAGUUGAUCGCAGUGCCACAGAUCAGUAAGUGAAUAAAGAACGAAGUAAAGAAGUGUUGACAGAUGUGUUCCUCACGUCUGUGUCUGGCUCCUCAUUGUGGGUGUGAACAGACCGGGUUUGAGCUCAGAUGCAGAAACAGCAGAAACACAACAGCAGCUGCACCUACAGAAACACAAUGACAGGCAUAAGAGCGCUGCGCACUCUCCUCCUCAGCCUCUUCGUCCCAGGGUGUGUGUGUGGAUCAGACCUGACUGUGUGGCAAACUCCUGAAAUAAUAAACACAACAGAGGGUCAGCAUGUCAACAUCAGCUGCCACUUCACAGUUAAAUCAACCUGGGAAGGUCUGAAGGUUGAAUGGUGGAGAAAUAAUAAAACAGAAGUUAAACAGGAAUUAUUUAAUAUUUCUGCUCUGAACUCUAUAAACCCAGAGAGCAUGAACCACAGCUCAGUACUCCAGAUUCCUUCAGUGCGUCUGAAUCACAGCGGCAUCUACUACUGUGCAGUGUUUCAGGAACUACCAAUGCUUGGAGAAAAGGUUUACGGACCAGGCACAGAGCUCAGAGUGGAUGUGCCAACAGAUCACUCUGCAGUUACAGUUCUAGGUGCAUCAGUGUUGACCUCAGUGCUGAUUACUGUCUUCAUCACAUGUGUGGUAUUCCUUAUAUACAGAGGUUGUUGUACGAGACCAAAACAGCAGAGCGCAGGCGGGGCUGAGGAACCAUCGUCUGUCCUGUACGCCGCCCUGAACAUCCGCAAGCCUCAGGACAAGAGAAACUCACAGGAGGUCAGUCCUCAGCCAGACGUGGGGGGUCCGGCAGACGCGGAGGGUCCGACAGACAGCGAGGUUUUAUACUCAGACGUCCGCAUUAAAAAAAAAUAGAAACAGGGACAGACGCCGCUCUCAGACACAACAUGACGCUCUCACUGUGUCCGGCGUUUCUGACGACGGAACUAUUUUAAAGCAAAUUGUGAAAUAUGUACAUAAACCAAAACGGCCUAGAAGCGAUUAUUAAUGUGGAUCAGCACAGAAACUGGCCUGACUCCUCUGGACAGUCACUCAUUUCACUUAGAAACAUCUUUACUGAAUAAAAAGUUUGAGUCUUUUGUAUGAA
Messenger RNA from Pygocentrus nattereri (red-bellied piranha), 2572 nucleotides. RefSeq lists its product as uncharacterized. Gene Ontology annotation, biological process: B cell differentiation; B cell receptor signaling pathway. Gene Ontology annotation, cellular component: B cell receptor complex; external side of plasma membrane. The coding region runs from base 1588 to 2340 and encodes 250 amino acids. The transcript is spliced from 6 exons. Lineage: Eukaryota; Metazoa; Chordata; Actinopteri; Characiformes; Serrasalmidae. The record is from RefSeq and is a predicted model, not a curated record.